Messenger RNA from Adineta ricciae, 270 nucleotides. The record is from the annotation of a GenBank genome assembly. Lineage: Eukaryota; Metazoa; Rotifera; Eurotatoria; Adinetida; Adinetidae.
AUGUCGACUGAAAACGAAACAAUCAGUAAGAGUCAUGCAAACGACAAAAUAUCCAUAGAUUUAAUUGAAGGACAGGAUUCGUCGAUGACAGCAGUGAGCUCACCAAUUAAAAGAAAAAUGUGUUGCAUCAUAUCCACUUUAAUUAUUGGUGGUAUAAUUGCUGGUUCUAUGACAAUUACAAUGCUAAAAUAUUAUCGGCGGAUGAAAAUGACAGAAUCAUUAACAACAUCAACAGGUACACUAGUUCUUGAGGAUAAAAUUGUAUAUUAA